This is a messenger RNA of Oncorhynchus masou masou (cherry salmon), 819 nucleotides long. Its product is annotated as protein TsetseEP-like. Lineage: Eukaryota; Metazoa; Chordata; Actinopteri; Salmoniformes; Salmonidae. The transcript has 2 exons. The record is from RefSeq and is a predicted model, not a curated record. Bases 1 to 819 code for a protein of 272 amino acids.
AUGCUCUACCGACUGAGCCACACAGGACCCAGGAGAGAAGUGAGCUGGUGUUAUCUGUGUGCUGGGGAAAGUACUGUAAGUAUACAGCCCAGAGCCCAGAGCCAAGAGCCCAGCCCAGAGCCCAGAGCCCAGAGCCAAGAGCCCAGCCCAGAGCCCAGAGCCAAGAGCCCAGAGCCAAGAGCCCAGAGCCCAGAGCCCAGAUUCAAGCCAGGAGCCCAGAGCCCAGAGCCCAGAAUCAAGCCCACAGCCCAGAGCCCAGAGCCCAGAGCCCAGAGCCCAGAAGCCAAGAGCCCAGCCCAGAGCCCAGAGCCAAGAGCCCAGCCCAGAGCCCAGAGCCCAGAGCCCAGAUUCAAGCCAGGAGCCCAGAGCCCAGAGCCCAGAAUCAAGCCCACAGCCCAGAGCCCAGAGCCCAGAGCCCAGAGCCCAGAGCCCAGAGCCCAGCCCACAGCCCAGAGCCCAGAGCCCAGAGCCCAGAGCCCAGAGCCCAGAGCCCAGAGCCCAGAGCCCAGAAUCAAGCCCGGAGCCCAGAUCCAAGCCCAGAGCCCAGAGCUCAGAGCCCAGAGCCCAGCCCAGAGCCCAGAGCCCAGAGCCCAGAGCCCAGAGCCCAGCCCAGAGCCCAGAAUCAAGCCCGGAGCCCAGAUCCAAGCCCAGAGCCCAGAGCCCAGAGCCCAGCCCAGAGCCCAGAGCCCAGAGUCCAGCCCAGAGUUAAGCCCGGAGCCCAGCCCAGAGCCCAGAGCCCAGAGCCCAGCCCAGAGCCCAGAGCCCAGAGCCCAGAGCCCAGAGCCCAGCCCAGAGCCCAGAGUCCAGAGUCCAGCCUAG